Molecule: messenger RNA, 2547 nt
Organism: Symphalangus syndactylus (siamang)
Lineage: Eukaryota; Metazoa; Chordata; Mammalia; Primates; Hylobatidae
Product: lanC-like protein 3
Biological process (GO): carbohydrate metabolic process
Cellular component (GO): plasma membrane
Source: RefSeq, a predicted model, not a curated record
UGCAGGAGCUUCCCUCACUCGGGGCGGCGCCGAGGCCUGAGGGGCGACGGUCAGGGCUAGCGGCUGCCGGGGGGGCUUUAUGGCGGCGUGGCCAGAAUGGCCUACAUCUACCACGUCUCGCAAAGCCCGCUUUUCGCCAAGGCCCGGGAACGCUACCUGCGCUCAGCUAUGCGCCUCAUGGACGCGUGCGCCCGCGCUGAGGAGUGGAGCGAACCGGACGCCGACACCCGCGCUGCCUUCCUGCUCGGGGGCGCGGGCGUGUACGCCGUCGCCACGCUCGUAUACCACGCCCUGGGCGGGUCCGACUACGUGCAGCCGCUGGGCAAGUUCCGGGCUCUGUGUGCCGUCUGCGCGCCGGUCUCCUUCCUGGAGUGCGGCUCCGACGAGCCGUCCGUGGACCGCGCGGGCUACCUGUGUGCGGCGCUGGUGCUCAAGCAGAAAACUCGCCCAGGAGUUUUCUUCACAGGAAAAAAGCCAAUUCAGUAUUAAAAUGCUAGCCAAGAUUGAGGGCGAGUACACAGAAGUCGUCUGCACAUUCAAAGAAGCAAGACAAGCUUUUGAAAAUAACAAUAAAAAAUGCAGAGUUCAUUUUUGCCCCUGAACAGUUUUGCUGAGUUUGCUGAAGAAAUUGUAUUUCAUCAACAUGCAUGAAAAUAAAACGCCCUCCUGUUGUGGAUGGUGAGCACCUGAUGCCAUUUAUUUGCCGUGAAUUUGGACGGCGUCCCCACUGGCAGAUAGCGAGACUCUGUGGAGUUUUCCAUUUGUUCAGUGGUACGGUGUCCAGAGCCCCAAGCAAACAGCAGAAUUCGACUUUUUAAACAAUAAACACCAUCAACCUUAUUAACUUUAUUUUCCCUUAAAUUAUAUUGACUGUUGUGAUUCCAUCAAGUUUAUACACUCUUUUCUCUCCCUAUUUCGCAGCAACAAAUUGCAAAGUGCUUUUGUUUGUUUGUUUUUGUUUGGUUAAAGCUUAUUGCCACGCUGGUGCAGCUAUGGAGACUGUUUGGAAGGCUUGGAAUGGUUUAUUGCUUAUGGUAAAAUUUGCCUGAUUUCUUACAGGCAGCGUUUGGAAACCUUUUAUUAUAUAGUUGUUUACAUACUUAUCAGUCUAUCAUUUAAAGACAUGUACUGAAACAAAUGUAUUUGUUUCAUAAGCAUCUUCCUGUAAUCUAUUAUAAAAUUGAAAUUAAAUAUAAUGAAUGUUUUAACAAUUUUUUAACUCAAAAUUUGUCAAUCAUUUUUAAUAGUUCUUUUUUUUUAAUAAAAAGAACAAGGAAUUUAAGGACAGGCAGUAGUCUCUUUUAAAAUUUAUUCACAAAAUCCAUUAACUGCACAGUUGCUAUUAGCUGCCUGUUCUAAAGCGAAAGUCUUUUUAUUGAAACACAAAUAAACUUUUCUGUAAUAUUUUAUGGACUAUAAAGAGACUUUGAUCGUUUGACAUGUUUAACUUGGCACUGUUAGUUUUUUUUUAAUAAAAUACGCAUGGGCAUUUUAAACAAAAACAAACAAACAAAAAUUACCCUGUUAGGAACUCUGAAAUAUGCUUUUAACUAAUAAUAUUAUGUUGGUUGGAGAGCUAGGUUCACUUUCCUGUGUGCUGGACUGUCUUUGAGAGCCCCAUUUCCAUAGGACUCUGCUGAGCUAGGAUUUAUCAUCUUGGCCAGGGGGAAGGAUUUGAUUCCCACAAAGUUUUGUUCUAGAAGGUUAUAGAUAACAACAUUGCUUUGCCUAAUGAGAGAUAAUUUAUGUAGGAAGUUAAUAGAUGCUGAUAGUAUUUUAAAAGGUUUUACUUCUCAUACAAAAGAAAAGACAUAUCUGGACUUCCUUUCCCACUCUGAGAGAAUACUCUUCUUCACCACAUUUUUUUUUUUUUUUUUUUGAGACAAAGUGUCGCUCUUGUCCUGCAGGCUGGAGUGUGAAGGCAUGAUCUUGGCUCACUGCAACCUCUGCCUCCCAGGUUCAAGUGAUUCUCCUGCUUCAGCCUCCCGAGUAGCUGGGAUUACAGGUACCUGUCACCACGCCUGGCUAAUUUUUGUAUUUUUAGUAGAGACAGGGUUUCACCAUGUUGGCCAGGCUGGUCCCGAACUCCUGUCCUCAGGUGAUCCACCUGCCUUGGCUUCCCAAAGUGUUGGGAUUACAGGCAUGAGCCGCUGCACCCGGCUCACCAUUCUUUACUCUAGACUACAUGCUAUUCAAAGAGAGCAUGGAUAGGAAAGCACAAGGUGGGGGUGAAAAUUCCAUAGAACUGCUCCACAGCUGGGAAUUGCAUUACCAGAGGUAGCCAUUGUAUAAAGAUCCAGUCCUGGGCAGCACAAAAAUAACACUAGAUGCUACACAAGUGAUGUCACAUAUGCUAGAAGACAAAUACAUCUUGUGUCUCACUCUAAUAGGGAGGGCUUCACACAAUUUUCUGUGAGUGUGUGGUUGAACAUGCAUAUAUGUGUGUGUUUUAACAUAACUGGCUUUGUCUUAAAGUAUUCAUCUUCCUAGACCAAUCAUGAGCUAUUAUAUACUCUAAAUAGAAUAAAGUAUUAUUUGCAAAUGUCA